AUGGCGCCUUCAGCGUUGCAACAAAGACGAACACAUAAUACCCUUCUGUUUCAAAAGCUUUUGAAUUUGCGAGAUGGAGCGAGCCCAUUCACAUUGGUGCUGGAUACGUUGGAGCAGGGGAGUGGUCCUGUAGUGAGGGAGUUUGCGAGGCGGGCGAAGAUGUCCAAAACUAAAACAAUUUUCAUCUCCUUCACCACACUCCGCAAGAAGACACCCUUCGAGCCUGAUAUCUUCAUCUCCGCCCGAGGAAAACAGCUCGCUGCUCUCCGGGCGGAGAUCCUCUCUUGCACCCCACCCCCAGCACCUCCUGCAUCCACAGCCGUAUCACCUAAGACUCUUCUUAUAAUCGACAACCUCCAUCCACUAUGCACCCCCCAAUACGCCUCUCACCUUUCUACCUUUCUCUCUAGUCUUCUCAUCUCGCCCCAGAUAUCCCUUUUAUCAACCUACCAUGCGGAUACCCCCAUUCCCCUCUCUUCCCAGACUAGUAGUAGCGCAUACACCCCGCAUCCACUGACAACUCUCCUCUACCUCUCAACCGCAAUCCUAACCCUCACGGCCCUCCCCCAAAUCCUAUCACAAAAGCGAGCGCGCGAUAAAAGUCUGGUGGAGCCCGUAUACAACAUAGCAUCAUACCAAGAAGGCGUCCUCGUCUCUUUACCAUCCCGGAGGACCGGAGAGGAAGGAGUGGUGAUACACAUGGAACUCCGACGUCGAUCGGGGCGCGGAGUUGUGGAAGACUUCGUGCUCACUCGCUCAUCGCCAUCUACCACCUAUCCCAGCCAAGUGCCGAACAUUAUUCUACUGGAUGAACACCCUCUCUACUCGACGAAUUUUACGCAGCCCGAAACCUCCGAGGGAGAGGAAGAGCCGCAAAGUACAUUUAAUCUCGGUUUAACCGAGAAGCAGAAAAGAGACCGUGAAAAUGUCGUGCUGCCUUAUUUCGAUGCACAAAAGGAUGUCGGGAGCAGUGGUGAGGGUGGGAGAAUUUUAUAUGAUAUGGGAGCGGAGGAUAGGGAAGAUUUUGAUGAUGAGGAGGAUGAGAUUUAG
This is a messenger RNA of Venustampulla echinocandica, 1050 nucleotides long. RefSeq lists its product as uncharacterized. Gene Ontology annotation, cellular component: elongator holoenzyme complex; nucleus; cytosol. The record is from RefSeq and is a predicted model, not a curated record. Lineage: Eukaryota; Fungi; Ascomycota; Leotiomycetes; Helotiales; Pleuroascaceae. The transcript has 3 exons. Gene Ontology annotation, molecular function: tRNA binding. The coding region runs from base 1 to 1050 and encodes 349 amino acids. Gene Ontology annotation, biological process: tRNA wobble uridine modification.